Molecule: messenger RNA, 478 nt
Organism: Polyodon spathula (Mississippi paddlefish)
Lineage: Eukaryota; Metazoa; Chordata; Actinopteri; Acipenseriformes; Polyodontidae
Product: centlein-like
Exons: 3
Coding region: 33-368 (111 amino acids)
Biological process (GO): protein localization to organelle; centriole-centriole cohesion
Cellular component (GO): centriole; centrosome
Source: RefSeq, a predicted model, not a curated record
GCCUGGGAGCUGUACUUAUAGACAAACAUUCAAUGACAGACCAGCAGCAGGAAAUAAACAACCAUGUUCAGCGAAAGAUAGCAGUAGAUGAAGAAAACGGUUUAAUGAAGAAAGAGCUGGCUAAUUUGAAGCAACAAUUGGAGGAUAAAAAUCAUGAACUUAAGGAUGUUAAGGUGCAAACCAAGAAGAAAGAAUACGAACGCCGACUUGUUGUGAGGAAUGUGGAGGAGGAAAGGAAAGGAUUAAACACACGCUGCUCUGACCUGCUAAGUGACCUGGAGAAAGUGCAGAAGCAGGCAGCCCAUUGGAAAGAGGAGAAAUCUGGCAUUGAGUCAAAAGUACAGGCAAAACGAAAGAAGAAAGUGUAAAAUGAAGGGACUUCCUGGGCAGGAGAGCUAAAGGGUUUCCAGCACUUUUCCUUUCUUUUCUUCUCACAUAUGUUCUGGGAAGGUUAAAAAUAAAUGCUUUUUUUAAAUUA